AUGUCGAAGCCCGAGAUCCAUCAUCUUUUCCACAAUCCAAUUGCGGAUCACUCCUUCUCCGCCGACCACAGCACCCUCGCCGUUGCCCGAGACAAUGCCGUUGAGCUCUAUGGUCGGAGCGGCAAUGCGUUCAAGCUCCUGGAUGAGCUGAAAGGACACGACAAAACCGUCACUAGCGUUGAUAUUGCCCCAAAAAGCGGUAGAAUCGUGUCUUGCUCACAAGACCGCAAUGCCCUCGUCUGGGAACCCUCACCUACCGGAUACAAGCCCACCCUUGUCCUUCUUCGAAUCAGCCGAGCUGCCACCUUUGUGCGUUGGUCUCCUUCCGAGACGAAGUUUGCCGUCGGUUCUGGUGACCGUGUCAUCGCCAUCUGCUACUUCGAGGAGGAGAACGACUGGUGGGUCUCGAAGCACCUCAAGAAGCCCAUCCGCAGCACAAUCACCAGCGUUGACUGGCACCCUAAUUCAGUGCUUUUGGCCGCUGGAUCGACUGAUGCCCACGCCCGCGUCUUCUCUAGCUUCAUCAAGGGCGUGGACCAGAGGCCCGAGCCCACCGCUUGGGGUGAGAGACUGCCUUUCAACACCGUCUGCGGAGAGUACCUGAACAAUUCCGCCGGAUGGGUGCACUCUGUCGCCUUCUCCCCUAGCGGAAACACUCUGGCAUUUGCGGCACAUGACAGCAGCAUCACUGUCAUCUACCCCAGUGCUCCAGACCAACCUCCCGCUGCUGUUGUUACCAUCUCCACCCAGCUCCUACCCUUCAAGAGCUUGAUCUGGAGCAAUGAAGACGAAAUCAUCGCUGCGGGAUAUGAUUGCGAGGCCUUCCGAUUCCGUGGUGGAGAGACUGGCUGGCAACUCGCCGGCACAGUUGAGGCCAAGGGCCCGGCCCACGUUGAGAGACAGGAGGAGUCUGCUCUCCAGAUGUUCAAGCAGAUGGAUCUUAAGGGCAAGGCUAAGGAUGACACCCAGCUCAAGACUGUCCACCAGAAUACCGUGACCGUGAUCCGACCCUACCAGGCUUCUGAAAGCGGCGUCACUCAGUUCAGCUCGAGCGGUGUUGAUGGUCGUGUUGUCGUAUGGACCCUCUAG
Clonostachys rhizophaga is the source of this 1089-nucleotide messenger RNA. The record is from the annotation of a GenBank genome assembly. Lineage: Eukaryota; Fungi; Ascomycota; Sordariomycetes; Hypocreales; Bionectriaceae.